This is a messenger RNA of Carya illinoinensis, 3111 nucleotides long. RefSeq lists its product as uncharacterized. Lineage: Eukaryota; Viridiplantae; Streptophyta; Magnoliopsida; Fagales; Juglandaceae. Gene Ontology annotation, molecular function: nucleotidyltransferase activity; RNA binding. The transcript is spliced from 15 exons. The coding region runs from base 418 to 2541 and encodes 707 amino acids. Gene Ontology annotation, biological process: RNA processing. The record is from RefSeq and is a predicted model, not a curated record.
CCCCGAUGUAUCUCUCUAUUCACUCUUCCGGCGCAGACACCGCCACCCCGACGUCUCCUUCUUCCCCUAUCUCCCGUCUCUCUCUCGGCUGCUCUCUUCUCUCUCUCCAUCUCCAUCUCCAUCUCUCUUAAUUCGCUUUCUCUCUUCUCCCGUCACGCCGGUAAGUUCCUGUUCGCUUUUCUCUGUGUGUCCGUAUCUCCCAGCUCUUCUCUCUCUCUCUCUCCCCCACUCUCCGUCUGUUUAAAAAGUUACAAGACUCGGCUCCGGGUGCAUCAAUUAAAAUAGCAGCGGCAAUGGCACAGCGCGCGAUGAAUUUCAUGUUGUAAUGGGGGUAUUCCUAAGAAGAAACGGCAACGGUGGCUUGUUAGCUCGUCUCAAAGCACUGGUUAACUUGCAGGCUUUUCUUCUUCUGGGUUGAUGUUUCAUGGGCAGAGAUUCAAACAUACGUUAGCCGAAGAAGGUUCGCAAACCCAAUUAUACGUGAAUAUGGGUUCUUCAUCUGUAGCCAAUGGAGGUCAUAUUGAUAAAUCGAAAUGGACAAAGUUCGAUUCCAGAAUAUUUGGGAUAAGCCGUUCAAUAAUCCCGCAAGCCUCAUGGACUGUGUUGAAAAUUCUUAGGAGUGAAGGGUUUGAAGCCUAUCUAGUGGGAGGCUGUGUUAGAGAUUUGCUCCUAAAUAGGACACCAAAAGAUUUUGAUGUGAUUACCACAGCUAAACUUAAGCAGAUCAAGAAACAGUUUCAUCGUGCUGAGAUCAUUGGACGGCGAUUUCCUAUAUGCAGGGUGCAUAUCAAAGGGUCUGUAAUUGAGGUUUCCAGUUUUGAUACAGUGGCAGAACGUGCUGGAGAAAAGGAAAAAGUUUUUUCCUUGAAAGUUCCUAAAGGCUGUGAUGAGAAAGACGUCAUACGCUGGAGAAACUCCAUAUGUAGAGACUUCACUAUCAAUGCCUUAUUCUUUGACCCGUUUGCCAACACAAUUUAUGAUUAUGCUAAUGGAAUGGUGGACUUAAGAUCCCUAAAGCUGCAAACAUUGAUCCCUGCUCAAUUGUCAUUCAAAGAGGAUUGUGCAAGAAUUUUGCGGGGCUUAAGAAUUGCAGCUCGUUUGGGCUUAUCAUUAUCAAAGGAGACAGAUACUGCAAUUCAUAACCUCUCAUCAUCUGUUCAGAGUUUAGACAAGGGCAGGAUAGGGAUGGAGUUGAACUAUAUGCUGUCUUAUGGAGCUGCCGCACCUUCUCUCUGCUUGCUUCAGAGAUAUAACCUACUUGAAAUGCUACUUCCAUUUCAUGCAGCAUAUCUUCAAGAGGCCAAGCAGAGUGCCAAGAGUUCCACUAUGUUGAUGAAAUUAUUCUUCUAUUUGGAUAAAGUGAUUACUUGUGAUCGACCUUCUGAUUGCAGUCUAUGGAUUGGAUUAUUGGCUUUCAACCAGGCAUUAGUAAAUAACCCUCAAGAGGCUCUUGUGAUUUUAACAUUUGCUUCUGUUUUGUACCAUGGAAGCUGGAAGGAAGGUGUUAAAUUUGCCAAAGAAAAUGCCCGAAUGCAAGUUAAUUUUGCACCUGAGAUCUUGGGUUCCUCUGAUAUUAAAGCAGAUGAAGAACUUGCUGACGCAGUUACUCAGUUAGCAUCUUUAGUGCAGGAUUCCAUAGUUGCUUUGACUGAGACAGAAAGUCUUUUCAAAUCAAUGUCCAGAUUCCCAGUUUCUCAGUGCUCUGGUUUUGUAUUUAUUUCAAAGAAGAUGGGGAAAGAUGUCGCUGAAAUUUUCAAUGUGUUCUUAAAUGAUAUUGAAUCAUACAAUUCUGGAAGAAAGAGUUUUGAGAUUAACUAUCAUUUGCUUGGGAGGGGGUUUCUGCAUGAGACAAGAUUUGUUCUUGGCAAGAUUAUUUUGGAAACCAUGAGUGAAGUUGUUAAAGGAGGAAUGGAGGUUGUCAAGGUAGAGGAAACUCAGCCAGACGUCACCAAGGAGAAUUGUGGUCUGGCACUUUCUGAUCUCGUGAAGCCACAAGUUGUGAAGGAUAGAAAUCAUAAACGUGGCUUGUCAGAAUCUAGUCUUGAACCACAGCACGGGAAGGUGAAGAAACAAAAGGUGAUUAAGAAGAAAAGCAGUGGUCUCUCCAAACAGGAGGUAGUUGAUAUGGUGAAGUGCCUGGAGGUGGGUGAGAAGCAUCAGACAGUAAUCAAGACGUCUCAAUUGCCUCAGGUAGAAGCAAAUAUGACACAGGGAAUCAUGGUAGAGAGGAAAAAUUGUCAAUUGCCAGAGCAGGAGGUUACAAAGGAAAUGCAAGAGGAUGUUGAGAAGGAUAAGUCCACAGAUAACGGUAAGAGACAUUUGAAGGUGGUGGAGAACAUACCAUCUCAGGAUAAGGUAACUAAGAAGGAUAAAGUACUUGGCAGUCGUAAUUUAAGUCGGGAGGCAAAAACGAAGCAGAAAAAGAUGUUAGAGAAGGAAGGAUUGCCUUUCUCAUCUCAGGAGGCGGUCAAAGAUAAACGCGAUGAAGUACUGGUGAAGGAGAAUGGCAGUAAACCUUUACUAUCAAGCUUGUUCAAGUAAAGUUGUCAAUGUUUGUUGUAAAACAUGUGCCAGUAAGAACGCCAUCACCAGCAAAUGGACUUGGCGGGUGUACAAUGUACUCGCAAGAGCUGACGGAAAUAAUCGUUGAAACAUGUAUCAUCGCAAGAAGAGAAGUCUCUCUGGAGAACUGAAGUGUACUUGGAACCGAGUGAAGAAACCCAAACUGUCGGACGGAGUGGGCCAUGGGCUUACUUUUUCUUUUUGUUCUUUUCGUUAUGUAGUAGUUCAAUUCAGUAAGUGAGGUUGUAAAUACUAUUGGGCCUUGGCCCGUAACGGUUAGUAUUGCUUCAAAGUUUCCUGUUGAUUAGCUAAGCCCAUUAAGUGGGCAACCUUAGGCCCAGGUAUGGAGCAUCAUAUGCUCUGUGAAUGUUUACAAAACAUGUCCUCGAGGUGUGGGCUUGGGUCAGAGAGGAUGCUUCUUCUAUAUUGCACCUCCUAUUCAUUAAGUUCUAUUUUAGGUCAAUCACCAUAUUGUCAUUGCUGAUACGAUGGACAAAGGUAUUUCUUUGGUAUUACCCAACCUAAUAAUAAUAAUAUGUUACCGAAUCA